Colletotrichum godetiae is the source of this 635-nucleotide messenger RNA. RefSeq lists its product as uncharacterized. The transcript has a single exon. Gene Ontology annotation, molecular function: G-rich strand telomeric DNA binding; telomerase inhibitor activity. Gene Ontology annotation, biological process: regulation of telomere maintenance via telomerase; telomere capping. Gene Ontology annotation, cellular component: nuclear telomere cap complex. The record is from RefSeq and is a predicted model, not a curated record. The coding region runs from base 5 to 397 and encodes 130 amino acids. NCBI's taxonomy places the organism in Eukaryota, Fungi, Ascomycota, Sordariomycetes, Glomerellales, Glomerellaceae.
UAACAUGGACGCCCAGCUCCUGACGAACCUCGACGCGUGCGACUUCCGCACUAACCCGAACGUUUUGACCCAGCUGCGUGAGAAAAUGUUCAUUCUCUGGGGAGACCUCGAAGAAAAGAAGAUCAAGAAACUGGCCGAGCAGGGCAAGAAGCAAAAGGCCAACGUGGGAAAGAAGAAGAAGACCAACGACCGACCCCCUGAUUCCGAGGACGAGGACGCGGGCGCGGGCGCGGCUCCCAAGAUGGAAAAGGAGGUCAUCUCGAACCGACCCUUCACUUGUUGUAUACGCCAGUAUGGCAUCCAAGUCAAGGAGUCAGAUACCGAGAAGGCCGAUGCAGGGCCAGGGAAGAAAUGGCAGCGAAUGUAUGGACUCUUCGGAACCAAAAUAUGCGGUUAAAAGCUAGUUGGUCAGGCACAGGAUUUUGCAGGAGUUUGAGGCAUGGGAUUACGAAGAUUGAUGACCAGGUUGCAGAGCAGCGGCCGUCACAGGCGUACGAACUUGUAACAGAAUGAUUUAUCCCUAAUGAAAUCGUGUCGUAUUAGCUACUACAAGAGCUAACCAGUUGUCUUUUAUCCCCGUUCUAACGCCUCGAGUCAAAUGAGCCAUCCCAUCCUAGACAGGCGCUCCCGUUCGC